Messenger RNA from Linum trigynum, 764 nucleotides. The record is from the annotation of a GenBank genome assembly. Lineage: Eukaryota; Viridiplantae; Streptophyta; Magnoliopsida; Malpighiales; Linaceae.
ACGUGCAUAAAUGCAAGUUUAAACGUACCUUUUUGAACCAUAGUGAACCAUGGUGCUGAUUAGGGGUGUCAGGUCGGUUUCGGUUUUUCAGGUUAACCCGAAACCGAACUGAUAAAUGCACUUUUGGGUUUCGGGUUCUCAGUUCCAACCCGAUUAUGUGAAGCAGCGGUUUCGGUUUCAUGGAAACCCGAGAACCGAGCUUAACCCGAAAAACCGAAUGGCUUUAUUGGAUUGCCUGACGCAGCUUUGAAGAGAUGGUGUCGUCGCCGGUCGGAGCCUCCCUUCUCAACUCCCUCGCCAUAGCAACCUUGUGGGGACCUCCGACCGCCAUCAACCCUCUCGCCGUCAUCGCCCUCGCCACCAUAAUCAUACUCAUUGCCAGCGGCCUCAUGAGAAACUCAGCUGCGGACGACCGAAACCCAUCCACGGCGAAUUGGGUCGACUACUCCCGUAUUAUUCGAUUCUCCGACCUUGACUAUGGCAACCCAGUAAGGCCUUCUUCUUUCCCCUCCCUUUCCCGUUCUGUUUGUGUCCCCUGUUAAUUGAAGCGGCUGAUGGAUUAAGGGGGAGAAUAUGAGUAUUGUGGCAAUUGGGUUCCUGGUGGAUUCCUAGCGUUUGGGUCCUCUUUCAAUCGAAUUACAAUAGAGCAAGUGAGCAACAACAGGAUAAUUUGAGGAACAAAGAAAGGAAUCGACGCUAAAGAGGAUCGGCAGGAUUAAUCUAUGGCGGUUUACUUGUAAUUGGAAUGAAUCAAAGGUGGAGUC